ACGGGCUGUAAAUAUAUGAGCGCACUUGUUCCCCAGGUUUAAGAAUCUGUUUUUUCCCCAGACCCAUUCUUCCGUUCCAUUUUUUUCAUAUUGGACGCGAAAGGUUUUUCAAAGUCUCGUACAUAUCACUUAGGCAGUACAUCACAAUGGCUACGGCAGCUGAGCACAACGGUGUCCGCGGACCCAGCAUGGAGAAGACCACCUCAACCCACGACCAUGCCCAUAACGGCGCGGCCCCCAGACAAAGGGCACCGUACGACUACGGCGGCAACCCGCUCGCCCACGUCGCGACCAAUGACCCAGAAAUGCGCCUCCGUCCAUUCGGUGGUGACUUCCAGCCCGGUCUCUACCGCCCACCGAACCGCAAGUUCGCCAACCCAGCUCCCCUGGGUCUUUCUGCUUUCGCCCUGACGACCUUUGUGUUGUCCCUGAUCAAUGUCAAGACCAGGGCCAUUCCCGGACCUAACAUUGUUGUUGCUCUUGCCUUUGGGUAUGGAGGACUUGUGCAGCUUCUUGCUGGCAUGUGGGAAAUGGCUGUUGGCAACACCUUUGGUGCCACUGCGCUCUCAUCCUACGGUGGUUUCUGGCUGUCCUUUGCCAUCAUCCUAACCCCUGGAGGUUUCGAGAUCGAGUCUGCACUCGUCGCGAAGAGCGAAGCUGCUUUCCUCAACUCUUUCGGCCUGUUCCUGAUGGGCUGGUUCAUCUUCACCUUCCUGCUACUCAUCUGCACGCUCCGGUCUACCAUUGCCUUCUUCUUCCUGUUCUUCACGCUUGACAUGGCCUUCUUGCUGCUUGGUAUCGGAUACCUCGAGAACAACGGCAAGGCCCCACAAGAGGGAUGCAUCGUCGCCGGUGGUGCAUUUGGUCUCCUGGCUGCUUUCGCUGCCUGGUACAAUGCCCUGGCUGGUAUUGCGGACAGCUCCAACAGCUUCUUCGUCAUCCCCGUCGCGCAUUUCCCAUGGUCCGACAAGGGCCGCGAGAGGCGCACCAAGGUCGACAACUCGGCCGCACGCGACGCUGCGCACGAGGCCUAGACGGCUCGGUGUUCGAUGACCUCAGGAUGCGAUGUGUCAUUGAUCGGCAGUGAAUUAUUGCCGGCGAUGGCGCUACUAGUGCAAAGGUUCCGAUCGCGCGGGUUGGAUGUAAUUAUACCUAUGACGCAACGCGAUACCUACUCAUAUUGAUACUCUAAUACCACCUUUUUAUUACUUCACG
Parastagonospora nodorum SN15 is the source of this 1215-nucleotide messenger RNA. RefSeq lists its product as hypothetical. The record is from RefSeq and is a predicted model, not a curated record. Gene Ontology annotation, molecular function: acetate transmembrane transporter activity. Gene Ontology annotation, cellular component: plasma membrane. The transcript has 4 exons. NCBI's taxonomy places the organism in Eukaryota, Fungi, Ascomycota, Dothideomycetes, Pleosporales, Phaeosphaeriaceae. Bases 147 to 1034 code for a protein of 295 amino acids.